Messenger RNA from Botrytis cinerea B05.10, 2018 nucleotides. RefSeq lists its product as hypothetical. The coding region runs from base 239 to 1687 and encodes 482 amino acids. The record is from RefSeq and is a predicted model, not a curated record. Lineage: Eukaryota; Fungi; Ascomycota; Leotiomycetes; Helotiales; Sclerotiniaceae. The transcript has a single exon.
GACCCCGCAAAAAUGGUCAGUCAACAAAUGCCAUGAGCAUGAUAAUGAAAUCUAUCCAGCUAUCUAAUAAUAAUCCUCACAAUCUGCACAAUCUCAUUAUCUCCCCAUCACUAUCUUAUCAACAACCCGUCAACCCUCAACAAUUCCCAAGUUGAUCAAGCCAUCAAUACCUUUUUCAACAGUUAUUGCGCUACGCUACAUCACAUACACCAAUAGCAUCAACGUCGUCCAAAUUGCAAUGUCCAAAUCAUCAAACCCAGGCGAUCUUGACAAAACCCCCAAAGAUAAGCAAUCGGAUUCCGACAAUCCAUUCAUUCGUUUCAGACACUUCGCCGAUGAACAGAUAGGUGCAGUCCUACAAGGGUUCGUCGGUCUGCCAUCAGCAUUUUCAAAACCGCAAAGUGGUUCGCAAUGGUCCGUAUUCGAUGAGGAUUUAAAGAGAAGAGAUGCGCUACAAGCGAGACGGAGGGAAUUGAAGGAGGCCGAAGAAGCAAGAAGUGAGAAUAGAACAGUGUCGGAGGAUGAAGAAGUCCAAAUACCUGUGAAGAAGUCACAAAGUUCACACGGCGAAGGAGAUUUCGUUCACUUCUUACAUGACCAAUGGACGAAUGUUUUCGGGUCUGCCGACAUUCCGCUAUAUUCACCUUUACAUUCUCCCUUGGCCAACCCUUUCUCCGGAAAUCUCAGACAUACCAUGAGUUCUUUUGCCGCGAUGAUGUUAUACAAAGCCGAUCCUGAUGAUAUCUCACUAGUGCCCUAUCUUCUGGGGUCGCCGUAUUCACCUCUGAUUUUAUCUUUUGGUCAAUCUAUCUAUGCCCAUCACCAGUUCUACGACGCGCAACUCAGAGGUACCAGAACGUAUAAUAGGCCUCGUGGGGCCACUCCCCGGGAUGACUUUCCUUAUUGCGAAGCAUUUGAAGACCUACUUCUUAUCAGCCAGGGAAAGAGUCCCGAUACAGAGCUUUCAGUUGGCCACAUUAACAGAACAACCACCGAAAGGCCUGAAAGUAUCAGUUCGACAGUGGAGAAUGGAUUGGACUGGAUUGAGCGACUUCAAAGACUGGGCAUACUUCAUCUGCCUAGCUCAGAGAUGACCAAGAUUUCAAGAGAGUCUCCCUCAUUUGAAGAACUCGGCGCCAGCAGUCGAGGUGCAGCUUCAUUAGGCUCCCAGAAUAAAGAGGUCAAGAAUGAUGCUGAGACCGAGGAACAAAUGUACGAGAGUUUUCUUCGAGAUGCAUCUACGACGCCUGAUCAAUUCUUCGCCACGAUUGAGUCCACCCUUACCGCGGUGGAAAAAAUGAUGAAGGGCAAAAGUGUACAAUUCGAAGAAUCUCGUAGGUCAAGUUCUUCAGGUCCACAAGAAGCCAACAACACAAGUGGCAGAUCACUUUCGGAGCCCAACGGACCAAAAAGAGAAGUUUCUUCAAGCUCAACCGUUGAACAUUUUACCAAUGAAGAUGGAAGUGUAGAAACAACAAUCCGUGUAUGGAAAAGAUUUGAUGACGGCAGUGAAACGGAAACAACGUCUAGCCAUACAGUUGACAAAGCAGGGACCCGACAAUCCGAUCUUGAUAGGUCAGAAUCUGGCUUUGAGGGUUCUCGGUCCCAUCAAAGAGUUGAGACUGAUGAUCAGGAAAUUAGGUCGCGAACUAAAAAGAACACAAAGUCCGGAUGGUUCUGGAAUUGAAUAAUUGGAUUAGCAGUGGGUACAUGGACUCGUGGGAUUACGAGAAACUUGAAUUUGAUGAUAGUUUUAAACUACUCUCGCAAGGAUUCUGAAACAUGCGAAAAAUACCCAUUGCAGAUCAAGCAAUCAGACUUUAUGUUUGUUUUUAGGGGAAUCGUAUAAGAUUUGGAUAAGUCAUGCUUUGUUUUGACUUACUCUGGGGACGACCAUCACAAGUCCGUGCACCCGCUGAUGGAUGGAUACCUAGGUAUUAUGUAUUGGGUUUGUAUGUCAUAGGUAGGGCAACUGGAGUUUAUUGAUUGGUUAAGAAUGCAAAUAUUUCGAUUUACCA